AUGGAACCGUUUACAGGUACUGGAGGCCACGCUCCGGGCGGCAACGCCCUCUACUACUGCAUCGCCCUGGCGGUGGCAGCACUACUCCUGUCGUAUCUGCAGCCGCUAUUCUCCGUGCCAAAGGACGGACGCGAACCUCCUGUACUCUCUAGCAGCAUUCCAAUCGUAGGCCACUUGAUCCAGUUCAUCCGGAAAGGGAGCGACUACCUCGUGGAUCUCGAGCGCCAGUAUCACCAGUCACUCUAUGUGCUCACUGUUGGCAAAGGUCGCAUAUACAUCGCUGCCUCGCCAGAGUGGGCGCAAGCCAUCCACAAGUCGUACCGAUCGCUGCAGUUCAACACCAUAGUCUUGAAUGCGAUGAAGAAUAUCUUCCUAAUGGACGAGCCUUCAAUGAAACUUAUCGAACAUAACUCGAAUGGAGAGGACGGCACGAGGAACGGCAUCUUACUCGAGAUGCACGAUAUGCUUGGCUCAGUGCUUGCGCCUGGACGACAUCUCGACGAUCUGAAUCAUAGCAUACUGAACGAGGUCCUGCCAGACGUCAACAAACUCGCACGCAAUGGCCCUCAGCAUAUCCAGCUCUGGUGGUGGAUCCGGCACCACUUCUCCAUCGCCUCGAUAACUGCCAUCUGGGGACCGAAGAACCCGUUCAUGCUCCACUCUGACAUCGAGCCGUUGUUCUGGGACUUCGAAGCAGCCAUGCUACCACUCUCGAUGGCGCCUCUCCCAUGGCUGUUCGUUCGCAAGGGCCAUCUAGCGAGGAAGAGGAUCUUUGACGCAUGGGAAGAGUACAUGCAGAAUUCAGGCUACGAUGAGCCGGGCGUCAGCCAGCUGGUUAAGAAUCGUGUGGCCCUCAACAUGGAGAAGUACGGCUUUACGAAGCGAAUGCACGCCUACGGUGAAGUCAGCAUGGUCUUCGGUGCCAUCUCCAACACCGUCCCAACCGCUUUCUGGCUCAUCUCGUACAUCUUCUCGGACCCCAAUAUACUCGCCGAGAUCCGACAAGAAGUAGAUGCAUGUAUCUCAACACCUACCUCGGGCGAGACAAAGCGCAUCCUCAACGCCACCAAACUACGAACUUCCUGCCACCUCUUCACGUCCGCCCUCCGCGAAACCCUCCGCAUAGCCGGCGGCGUCAACAUCACCCGCCAAGUCUCCGAAGACGUCACCGUCACCAACAGCGCCGGCGAGAGCUACCUGCUCAAAAAAGACGCCAUGGUGCAGAUCGCCAGCAACGUCAUCCACCAGCGCGAGCUCUGGGGUUCUGACGCUCAUGAAUUCAACGCACGACGGUUCAUGCAGAAUGAAAAGCAGCAAGCUGACAGUACUUCCACCAAGAUCCCGGAUCCAGCGGCUCCGUACCGCGAUGCGCAGGGAAAGGUGGUUAGUGCUGCGUUCCGCAGCUUUGGGGGAGGCAAUAAUGUCUGUCCCGGAAGGCACUUUGCGCAGACGGAGAUUUUGGGACUGGCUGCGCUGUUCGUGGCUGGCUUUGAAAUUGAAGGGGUGCGGACUCCGGGGCGGUAUCAGAUGCCUCCGACUGAAGCUCUCAAGUCGAGUCUUGCCGUCAUCAAGCCUGGUAGGGACGUCGAUGUUAAGAUCAGGCGGCGAGCGGGAUUUGAGGACGUGGAGUGGGGGUUUAAGAUGUAG
Molecule: messenger RNA, 1647 nt
Organism: Saxophila tyrrhenica
Lineage: Eukaryota; Fungi; Ascomycota; Dothideomycetes; Mycosphaerellales; Extremaceae
Exons: 1
Coding region: 1-1647 (548 amino acids)
Molecular function (GO): monooxygenase activity; oxidoreductase activity, acting on paired donors, with incorporation or reduction of molecular oxygen; iron ion binding
Source: RefSeq, a predicted model, not a curated record